Molecule: messenger RNA, 589 nt
Organism: Babjeviella inositovora NRRL Y-12698
Lineage: Eukaryota; Fungi; Ascomycota; Pichiomycetes; Serinales
Exons: 1
Coding region: 214-405 (63 amino acids)
Source: RefSeq, a predicted model, not a curated record
GCCUGUCCGUCAAUUUAGAUAGUAAAGUCUUGGCAUUCGGUGUUUGGAUUGCUGGCGCUGGCUAAUUUCCACAGUCGCCCACGUUUUUUGCACAUAGUAUGCCGGAGUGAUUUCAGAUACCGAAAAGAGCGAUCUUAUGCAUACAUGCAUGAUGACGACAGUGCUGGCUCAGAAGUCCAUGUUGCAUAGUAGCGUUAGCAUUCCAAGUGAUAUAUGCAACUGUCUGGUAACCGUCUGCCGAGAGGCUCGGUUCUUCUAUGGUUUCUAAGCAGGCUAAUGCAAUCACUGGGAGGUAUUCAAUCGCAAAAAAACAUACAUGACCGUUUCGCCCCCUUAGACGGAGUGUUUCACCUAGGUGAAGCUGCAAUUGUUAUCGAAAAUAUUGCGUGUGGUUUUGACAACUAGUCAGCGUUACACUAUAUUCUGACACCCAGAUUCCACCUGCCUACUGUAGAUAUUUAGGUGAACUAGGACCAAGAACCCAUAGGCCGGGCAUCUAUUAGCCCUCAGAAACGGGGAAUGACUCUAUUUUUAAUGGUUAUUGGUUAUAUGAAUCCUAUAACGUCGGCACUAAGUCCGAGACAUUGGU